Molecule: messenger RNA, 1233 nt
Organism: Camellia sinensis
Lineage: Eukaryota; Viridiplantae; Streptophyta; Magnoliopsida; Ericales; Theaceae
Product: xyloglucan endotransglucosylase protein 1
Biological process (GO): cell wall biogenesis; xyloglucan metabolic process
Cellular component (GO): apoplast; cell wall
Molecular function (GO): xyloglucan:xyloglucosyl transferase activity; hydrolase activity, hydrolyzing O-glycosyl compounds
Source: RefSeq, a predicted model, not a curated record
CCGCGUCUCACAUCUCUUUCUCUCUCUCUCUCACAAGCAUCCUCAUCUUCCUUUUAUGGUUCAUCUCCACCCCUCCCCCUAUAUAUACACACACCUCUCUUCUAUAUUACCCACAAAACACUCAACACAAUAUUCAUCAAACUCUCUCUCUCUCUCUCUCUCUCUCUCUAAAAUGGCCUUUUCGAAUAAUGCGUUGUGCAUGGUAUUGUUGGUUAGUGUAAUGAUGAUGAGCUCUUUGAUGGUUACCCAUGGUGGCAACUUUUACCAAGACUGUGACAUAACAUGGGGUGAUCAACGAGCCAAGAUGUUCAAUGGAGGUCAGCUUCUGUCUCUCUCACUAGACAAGACCUCUGGCUCUGGAUUUCGAUCCAAGAAAGAGUACUUGUUUGGGAGGAUUGACAUGCAGCUGAAACUUGUUGCUGGCAACUCCGCUGGCACUGUCACUACCUACUAUUUGUCUUCUGAAGGGCCAUCACAUGAUGAGAUUGAUUUUGAGUUCUUGGGAAACCUCAGUGGUGAUCCUUAUAUACUCCACACCAAUGUCUUCACUCAAGGCAAAGGCAACAGAGAGCAACAAUUCUAUCUCUGGUUUGAUCCCACCAAAAAUUUCCACACUUACUCCAUCAUAUGGAUCCCCCACCAUAUCAUUUUCUUGGUGGAUGACACUCCCAUAAGAGUAUUCAAGAAUGGUGAAUCAAUCGGCGUCCCUUUCCCCAAAAACCAACCCAUGAGGAUCUACUCUAGCCUUUGGAAUGCUGAUGAUUGGGCCACAAGAGGAGGAUUAGUGAAAACCGAUUGGACAAAAGCUCCAUUCACAGCAAACUACCGGAAUUUCAAUGUCCAAACCUGUUCCGGGACGUGCACUUCCUCUACCACUUCAUUUUCGAGUGGAGCAUGGCAGAGUCAAGAACUUGAUGCCUAUAGCCGAAGAAGACUAAGAUGGGUUCAGAAAUAUUUCAUGAUUUACAAUUACUGCACGGAUUUUAAACGCUUCCCUCAAGGCUUUCCUCCAGAGUGUAGGCAAUGAAGGUUCCUCUGAACAAAUGUUAAUGGAGUUUGUACUAUAUAGUCCAUGGUUAAAAUUCUUUCUGGCUCUGUUUGUAUUCAAGUUCCACUUUGUUUUAUAAAUUAUAUAUCAAAUAAAUCCAGUUCUUUCUGUAUCUUGUUUGUUUCUAAGAGGGAUGUACAAUUUGGGAAGUUGGCAAUGUAAACCUAGAGGACUUUUUUACUUCU